UGUGUGUGUGUUCUUUCUCCAGUCAUCUGUCAUGUCGUGGGAAUCACGUUAUCAGAACAUUGAGUACAGGCUGCUGGCUGAGAUGCUGGGAGAUCCUCUGGACACGCAGGUGAAGGUGUGGAUGAAUAAGUACGGCUGGACGGAGAACGAGGACGGACAGAUCUUCAUUCAUAAUCAGGAGGAGAGCGUCAAGCCCAAGAACAUCGUGGAGAAGAUCGACUUUGAGAGUGUGUCCAGCAUCAUGGCGACGUCGCAGUGAACACACACACUCACACACACACACACACACACACAUAAAUAUGAAUUUUACAAUAAACUGAUUUCAGUAAGAAA
Messenger RNA from Puntigrus tetrazona (Sumatra barb), 333 nucleotides. RefSeq names its product eukaryotic translation initiation factor 3 subunit K-like. Bases 32 to 259 code for a protein of 75 amino acids. NCBI's taxonomy places the organism in Eukaryota, Metazoa, Chordata, Actinopteri, Cypriniformes, Cyprinidae. Gene Ontology annotation, molecular function: translation initiation factor activity. The record is from RefSeq and is a predicted model, not a curated record. The transcript is spliced from 3 exons. Gene Ontology annotation, cellular component: eukaryotic translation initiation factor 3 complex; cytoplasm.